Anthostomella pinea is the source of this 882-nucleotide messenger RNA. NCBI's taxonomy places the organism in Eukaryota, Fungi, Ascomycota, Sordariomycetes, Xylariales, Xylariaceae. The record is from the annotation of a GenBank genome assembly.
AUGGCUGCAAGCGGCGACAUGAUGCCUAAGCCUCUUCUCAAGGCUCGUCAUGGUUGGAACUACUACCCUCUCGGCCAGUACCUGCGUCCACCUCACGAUGCCUUCACGAGUCGGCUGCUAAGCAAUUGGGAGCCCAAGCAGUACUCCUCGCUUCAGGUUCAGAUCGCCCCGCCCGCGCCAGGCCUGCCCGCCGACCUGCAUCCAUGCCUUAUCGGCCCGACCAAGGUACUUGUUGAGGGGAUCGAGUGUUACUUCAAGGAGUGGAGUUCUCAAGCGCGCCCUAAAUGCGCGACGGCCCAUGAGCUGCUGAUGUACAAGAAAAUAGACGUUCUGGCAGCGGACGAGCAGCUCCCGGCCGGCCUGCGCGUCUCCAAGCUGCAUGGCGUGGUCAUUGACGAUGACGAUGAGAUAGCACAGUGUUACGACCCGAACAGAGGCGACACCUCGAAAGAAUACCCGGACCCGGAACCGUACUCUGGUUCGGAUGCUGAUUCGGACUCGGACUAUUGUGAGCUCGGAGGGAAACGUCUUGUCGGCAUCCUAAUCAUGUACAUCGACAAUAUUGGCACGCUGGCGGAUACAGCGCCUUGGGCCGACUGCGACGACGCUGAUCGGAACCGCUGGGCCCGCGAUAUCGAAGCCCUUGUCACAGAUCUUCACGACGCGGACUUGGUCUGGGGUGACGCCAAGCCGCACAACGUCCUCGUCGACCGCAAGAAAAGAGACCUAUGGCUCAUAGAUUUCGGCGGUAGCUUUACCCGCACUUGGGUCGACGAGAACAAGGCAGACACCAAGCAGGGAGAUAUGCAGGGUGUGGCGAGGAUCCAGGAGUGGCUGGCCAAGUGCUCCAAACAGCCGAUCAGUCGUAUCUCUAGAAGUUAG